Messenger RNA from Osmia bicornis bicornis, 1900 nucleotides. RefSeq lists its product as uncharacterized. The coding region runs from base 155 to 1378 and encodes 407 amino acids. Lineage: Eukaryota; Metazoa; Arthropoda; Insecta; Hymenoptera; Megachilidae. The record is from RefSeq and is a predicted model, not a curated record. The transcript has 6 exons.
GGUCCGGACGCUUCUGAUUGAAGCAUAAAUAAUGUGUGGAGGUUCGUAUAAAACGUGACAAGACGGUUCCUUGUGCCUCACUCCGUAUCAAAUACCCACGGAGGCCUAGUGAAGUGAAACAGUAGUUGAGAACAUCUUUGACACAUCUGCAGAAAUGGCCGUAGAAGUACCACCAUGGCUGAACAUCGACUACACCAAGAGGAUACUGCGACUAGCAGAGGAGGACAAUACCUUGCAGGUGACCAAUAUAUUUACCAAAGCGGCCACGGACAAGGGCGACAACUAUACCAGCGACAUGUUCAGGGUGACGGUGGAGUUCAGCCGUAAUAAAGGGGAUAAUAAGAUGACCGAGAAGAAGUCGAUGAUCUUCAAACUUGAACCAGUCGAAGAAGGUGCCCGACGAGAACUGGUUAGGAAAAUUGAACUCUUCGACACGGAGAUCUCUGUUCUAACCGACACAGUGAAGAAAAUGAAUCACAUGUUGGGACCUGAGGAACGCCUCAGCGCGAAAGUUUAUCACAUACGAAUGGAACCACCGUUGUGUUUGAUCCUAGAGGAUCUUUCUGUUCUUGGUUUUCGUAUGGCCGAUCGUCAACUUGGUCUCGACAUGGACCACGCGUUAAUGGCUAUUAGAGGAUUGGCUAGAUUUCAUGCUGCAUCGGUCGCUUUGUGCGAAAAGGAACCGAAAUACAAGGAGCGAUAUAGAAAAGGAUUGUUCAGUAUGGAGUAUCCAGAGGAGAUGCACACUUUCAUAACCGGCACUUUGACAGCGAUGGCGGAAGAAGUGGAGAAAUGGCCAGAAUUUGGAAAACACUAUGCGGAUAAACUUAGGGCGUUUACACCUAAUUCAUAUCGAAAAGGCUGCGAAGCUAUAGCGCGUAAGGACAACGAGUUCAACGUGAUUAAUCAUGGGGAUUGUUGGGUGAAUAACAUGUUGUUCCGAUAUGAUGACAAUGGAAAACCGAUUCAGCAUAUUUUCGUAGACUUUCAGCUAUGUUUAUACAGUUCACCUGCGGUUGAUCUACAUUAUUUUGCGGCUACUAGCUUAAGCGAAGAAGUCUACAAACAUAGGAGAGGUUUGUUGCUCGAGGAGUACUUGAAAACGUUAACAAGUGUCAUGAAGAAACUUGGUUGUAAAACAUCACCGCCCACCAUGGACGAAUUGCAGAGGACUCUGAAAGAACGAGAGACGUACGAAUUUAUCUCUUCAAUCGUUAUCUUGCCAAUGAUACUGUUAGACAAGGAAAACGUAGCGUCUAUCAACGAACUAAUGGAAGCGGAAUGCAAAGUUAACCCUGGUAUCAAGUCAAAGGCCUUCCGGAAGGUGAUGAGCAGAAGAUUGCCAAAAUACAUGGAAAUGGGCUUAUUCGAACCGUGAGCCUUUCAAUAUGUUUUAACACGCUCGAUGAUGUGCCGCAAUUAAACGUUGGCGAUACCGAGUGAACAGCAGUGGGUGUGUUAAAGAAAGAUUUUCGAGAAUCGAAUUCAAUGAGAAGUGAUGUCAAUUACGUACUCGAGUUUACGUGUGUGGAGGCUGUGUUGAAUUGUGAUCGAUUUAUUGUAACAGUAAGAUACAUUGUAAGCUGUUCUUUAUCGUGUUUCCUUGAAGCCGAAUGGUUUAAACAAGGUUCAAAUAUUUUUUGUAAAUCACUUAGACUUAAUAACGACGAGAAAGGGUUUAGAAGGUACACGCUUAGAUUAAUUUAUUUUUCUAAGUCCACAAGUCCAUAGUACAAACUGAACGAUAAAAUGUCACCGAACAUACAUAAUUAACAAAGUAUUAUUUUAGAUGUAAAUAAAAGAUUUUUGCUGUUAAUCGUGCUACUAUUUUGAAAGUACACGAACAUUGUUACACGUUGCACAAUGAAAACGAAAUAAAAAAAUUAAAAAUCAAUGAAAA